Messenger RNA from Heterostelium album PN500, 306 nucleotides. RefSeq lists its product as uncharacterized. Bases 1 to 306 code for a protein of 101 amino acids. The record is from RefSeq and is a predicted model, not a curated record. NCBI's taxonomy places the organism in Eukaryota, Evosea, Eumycetozoa, Acytosteliales, Acytosteliaceae. The transcript has a single exon.
AUGGAUAGAGAAUCAAAUACACCAGCUAAGAAAUCAUUCUCUAGCAAAAUCAAAUCGAUAUUCCAACUACCAAACUCUGUCAAGGGAAAGAUGGUCGGAAUUGCUAAUGUUACAUUCUUCUCAUUGCGCUACGUUUUGAAUGCAGCAUGGGUACUCGGUACACUCGUCAUUAUUUUCUCAACACCAAUGAUCAGAUGUAUCGAAUACGAACGUUUAGUUAGAGCCACCGACAAGAAGAGAGAAGCUGAAUCAAAUCAAACUCAAGGAAAGAUCGCUCAAACUCUUCCAAGAGUUUUGAAUGAAUAA